AUGGGGACAAAAGCAGGUGUCUACAAUGUGCAUUGUGUAAUUAGGGAUAGAGUUGGAGAUAUCUCUUUAUUCUUCACUGCAGUUUAUGGGUUACAUACCAUUGAAGCUAGAAGGAGUUUGUGGCACUCUCUCUUACAGGUUCAGUCUAGUGUGGAAGCUCAUCCAUGGUUAUUGUCAAGGGAUUUCAACACUCUAUUGUCUGAUGUUGAUAGAAUAAAUGGUGGUCCUGUUAUAGCUGCUGAAAUCUGUGAUUUUAAUGACUUUAUUGUUUCAUCUGGUCUAUGCACUUUGCAGAGUAUAGGCAACUACUUUUCUUGGCACAAAGGGUCUGGUGUGGGGAAAACUGCAACCGGGAUUGAUUGGUGCUUGGGUAAUGCAGCUUGGGUGAUGAAGUUCAGUGGUGUGCCUGUGCAGUAUUUGAACUUUUCUAUUUCUGAUCAUGCCCCCCUGAUGGUUACUUGCUUGCCUGAUAAACCUGAAGGGGGUAAACCCUUCAGGUUCUUGAAUAUUCUUGCUGAUCAUAGUCACUUUGAAUAUUUGGUAAAAUCUAUAUGGGAAACUCCUAUCAUAGGUUCUUGCAGGUUUCAACUCUGGUGUAAACUGAAACAAGUGAAAUUUAAGUUGAAAGCUCUUCAUAGGGUGGAAUUUGCUGGUGUUUCUGAGAAAAUCUCUAAAGCUAGGGAAUUAUUGGAUACUAUGCAGCAGUCUUUGAUUACUUCUUUUACUCUUGAAUUACAUCAGCAAGAAGAUGAGUGUAUAGCUGAUCUAAGGAAGUGGCUCAAGGUAUAUGAGAUUUCUUUAAGGCAAAAAUCCAGGAUUCAGUGGCUACAUGUGGGGGAUUCUAACCAUCACUAUUUCUUCUCUUCUCUCAAAGAAAGGAAUGGGAUAAAUAGGAUCUCAAUUCUAUAUGAUGCUAAUGGUGACAAGCUAGUUGAUUCUGAUGCUAUUCAGAGGGAAAUCAUUUCAUUCUAUAAAGAAUUCUUGGGUUCUGCUGCUUCUUCUCUCCCUUCUGUUCAUUUGCCCACUUUGAGAAAAGGUCCAACUCUUAGUGCUUCUGCUAGGAGAUGGUUGGUUAGACAGAUUACUAAGAGUCAGAUUGACCAAGCUCUGAAGUCUAUAGGGGAUGAUAAAGCUCCUAGUUUGGAUGGGCUAAAUGCAGUUUUCUUCAAGAAGUCUUGGCACAUCAUUAAAGAUGAUGUUUACAAAGUUGUUAAGGAGUCUGUGAUUAGUGAAGUGGUGAAUGAGUCUCAAUCAGGGUUUAUCCCUGGUAGGCAGAUCCCAGAUAAUAUAUUGCUGGCUACUGAGUUGAUUAAAGCCUACACUAGAGCUCAUAUCUCCCCUAGAUGUCUGCUGAAAAUGGACUUAAGGAAAGCAUAUGAUUCUAUUGAAUGGCCCUUUCUGAGGUCUGUAAUGAUUGAGCUAGGCUUUCCUGAGUGUUUUGUGGGUUGGAUUAUGUCUUGUAUUACUACUGUCUCCUACAGCAUUUUGAUUAAUGGCACACCAACUUAUCCCUUCAAAGAAAAAAAAGGCUUGAGACAAGGUGAUCCAAUGUCUCCAUUCUUGUUUGCUCUAGCCUCUGGGUUAGAGGCUAAUCUUGAUAAGAGCAAUAUCCAUAUAGGUGGUGUCACUGUUUCAGAAAGACAGGCAAUUAUUGGUGGCGUGCAUAUCUCUGAAGGCCAAUUUCCUUUCAGAUGGGUUCAUGCCUAUUACAUCAAAGGAAGUCCUUUAUCUACUCAGUUUCCUUCUACAAUCUAUUGGCCACUAAGGAAAAUUAUUUCUUCUUACCAACUUAUUGAUGAUGUUGGUGGAUGGGUUGCUGUGUGCAAAAAGGGUCAGUUCUCAAUCAAAUCUAUGUAUCAGGCCUUACUCGGGGAACAUGAGAAAGUUCCACGGGGAAGGAUUGUGGUGACUGGUGAUCUAUGCCCUUUAUACUCUAAGUGUUCUGAGUCUGUCUCACAUCUCUUCUUUGAUUGUGAGUAUGCUUCUGGUAUCUGGCAGAAGAGAAAUGACAUGGUUUUCAACCAAAGGUGCAGAGAUCCUAAGGAAUUUAUGCAGGAUAUAAAAUUUAGAGUAGCAUGUAGAGCUAGUGAUAGCCAAAAGCAGUUCUUGUUGAACUAG
This is a messenger RNA of Spinacia oleracea (spinach), 2118 nucleotides long. RefSeq lists its product as uncharacterized. NCBI's taxonomy places the organism in Eukaryota, Viridiplantae, Streptophyta, Magnoliopsida, Caryophyllales, Amaranthaceae. The record is from RefSeq and is a predicted model, not a curated record. The transcript is spliced from 6 exons. Bases 1 to 2118 code for a protein of 705 amino acids.